AUAAUACAAUGUUAUCCUUUGCAGUUUAUCGGAGCAUGUAAAGACCCUUUGAUGGUGAUAGUCACGGAACUUUUACCAGGAAUGUCACUCCGAAAGUAUUUAUCCAGUGUGCGUCCAAAGCAGUUGGAAAUGCAUGUGGUGUUAAAUUUUGCUCUUGACAUUGCUCGGGCUAUGGACUGUUUACAUGCAAAUGGGAUUAUACAUAGAGAUUUAAAACCUGACAAUUUGUUGCUUACUGCCAAUCACAAGUCUGUGAAGCUUGCUGAUUUUGGUCUUGCGAGAGAAGAAACUGUUACUGAGAUGAUGACUGCAGAAACUGGGACAUAUCGUUGGAUGGCACCAGAGUUGUAUAGUACCGUGACACUACGUCAAGGGGAGAAGAAGCACUACAAUAACAAAGUUGAUGUUUACAGUUUUGGUAUUGUCCUGUGGGAAUUACUGACAAAUCGCAUGCCAUUUGAGGGAAUGUCAAAUUUGCAGGCUGCUUAUGCUGCUGCUUUCAAGCAAGAGCGGCCUAAUCUUUCAGAAGACAUCCCGACAGAUCUAGCAUUUAUUAUACAGUCAUGCUGGGUUGAGGAUCCUAAUAUGCGACCCAGCUUCAGUCAGAUUGUUCGGAUGCUCAAUGAAUUCCUCUCCACACUUCCUCCACAGUCUCCAUCUUUACCCGAACAUAACUUCUCUGAGGAAGCAAUGACAAGCAAUGGUUCUAUCACUGAGUUUUCUGCUCGGGCAAGAGGGAAAUUUGCUUUUCUUCGCCAACUUUUUGCUGCAAAGAAGGCGAGGAACUCACAAUAACAGGUAAUUUUGAGAAGUUUUUGCAGUUCCCAACUUGGAGAAAAGGAACAAGCUAGUUAUAUUUGUAAAGUUCCUUCCCUUUAUUUCUUGGUAAGGAAGGAUUAUAAUUACUGAACGGAUAUAAUGAUUAGCUAGGAAACUUCAAAAGUAUUUAGCAGAAAAAGCAGUUGACCACGUAUUAUAACAAUGAUGUUCUGUAUACCUUACUUGUGCGUCAAUGCAUAUUCUGCUUUGGAAAUUUUCUCGAAUACAGUUUAAGAUUUUAUUUCUAUGAAUAUUUGGCGGAUUCUUGAACUGUCAAAUUAGCUCAUUCUGUAAGCUUCUGCUAAUAGUCAUUUAAAAGUUUAAUGAUCUA
This is a messenger RNA of Olea europaea var. sylvestris, 1150 nucleotides long. RefSeq names its product serine/threonine-protein kinase HT1-like. The record is from RefSeq and is a predicted model, not a curated record. The transcript is spliced from 4 exons. Lineage: Eukaryota; Viridiplantae; Streptophyta; Magnoliopsida; Lamiales; Oleaceae. Gene Ontology annotation, molecular function: ATP binding; protein kinase activity. The coding region runs from base 52 to 795 and encodes 247 amino acids. Gene Ontology annotation, biological process: protein phosphorylation.